Messenger RNA from Myotis lucifugus (little brown bat), 2938 nucleotides. It is a transcript of the gene APOE, whose product is annotated as apolipoprotein E. The coding region runs from base 1867 to 2799 and encodes 310 amino acids. Gene Ontology annotation, biological process: regulation of amyloid-beta clearance; lipoprotein catabolic process; positive regulation of nitric-oxide synthase activity. The transcript is spliced from 4 exons. Gene Ontology annotation, cellular component: extracellular region; intermediate-density lipoprotein particle. The record is from RefSeq and is a predicted model, not a curated record. Gene Ontology annotation, molecular function: lipid binding; amyloid-beta binding; very-low-density lipoprotein particle receptor binding. NCBI's taxonomy places the organism in Eukaryota, Metazoa, Chordata, Mammalia, Chiroptera, Vespertilionidae.
CAGGAGCCUAACUUAGAGAGGGAAGGGCCUGGCCCAGGAUCACAGCCUCCCUGGGACAUCACCGGCCUCUCCAGGAGGGUGUGGGCUUGUGGUCACUGGCUCCAGCUUGGUCUGGCCAGAGAGGCUGCAGGGGACUUUGUGCCUUCGGAGGUGAAGCAACAGGAAUGGUACUGUCAGUGCAGAGGUGGGGGGCUGCGAGCUGGGACUCUGGGGGCUUUCCAGAUUCCAAAAAGGGCAGGGGAUGUUAGGAUUUCUGUCCGCUAGGGAGGGCAGAGGUUUCCUGGAGAAUACAGGCACCUGGAAACAAUUCAGAAUCACUAUCUGACAAAGAACAAAAGAUAAAUUACACUUAAAAAUUGUAAAACCUUUUUUGCUUUAAAGGACACCAUCAAGAAAGACAAAACAACCCAUACAACGGGAGAAACAUUUGCAAAUCUAAUACAUGAUAAGGAUGAUGACGGAAAAAAUAAAGUUAACUGGGAGAAAGGCAUGAGUUUAGGAUUGGGGGGCGGGGGGUCACCUGUGUCUCAGGUGUCUGAUGCUGGGAGGAGAGAUCAGUUGGCCCGCCUGGGGCUCAGGUAAUCACCCCUGACUCCCUAAGGGAACUGAAAACCCUGUCUGCCACCCAUACAUACCCAGGGCUUGGGAGGAGGCUGCUGAGCAGAAAUGAACCCUUAUUGCCUGGAAAGCUACAACACCCAUUUCCUGUCCACAUCUGGCCUGACACAGGCCCCCUUCCUGGGACCAGGGGUUUGGCCUCCCCUGACCCCAUGGGGUCCAAUUCCAGUUCUCCCUGUGUGGCCUCGCCAUCUGUCUUAACCUCGUGAAAUAACAGCUGCUAGGAGGUUCAUGUUGGAGCUCUCGCAGCAGUUAGGUCUGAGAUAAGACUCACUGUGAGUGAGGUUCUCAGUACUUCACAGUACAGCAGGUUCUCAGCGUUUUGGUCAUUUCCUUACAUUGAGAUGCUCUAGGAGCUUAACUCCUUUAUAUCCCUUAGCCCCUGGGAAAAUGCGCUUCGUUAAACAUUUUACCGCAGUUCCAAGGACCAUCUAUUGAUGAGGUUACAUGAGGACUUACGUAGCUUCUUGCAUCACUGAACGAUGGUGUAAGUGCAGUUGUUUCCCCCGUUACGUGGACCAGAAACUGGAUGUUCAGACAGGCUUGGUCAUAUGCCCAAGGUCACACAGCUGGCAAGGGACAGCCCGGUUCAGGCUGGGCAUUGGGUUCCAGAGUCUCCAGUCCUAACUGGGCAGCAUGAAAGCUCCAGGCCUGUGGAGGCACGAUGUUUGGGCAGCUGGAAUCCACAAUGCUGGUGCUGGACUGAAUUUCCUCAUCUGUGCCCAAGGUCACAGCCAGCGAGGGAGUGAGGACUGAGACCCAGGUUCCAUUCUCAAAGCCUAGGCUUUCAUCACACUCCCCACCCUCCCGUCUCAUUUCUGCCACCAGUUCUCUUCUCCCUCGGACCCAGGGAUCCAAGCCCCCAGCCCCCUCCUUCCCCUGACCCAGGAUUUCCUGCCCCCUCCCCCAAAUUUGAUUCAUCAGUGGCUGCCUGCUCCUUCCCCUUCCAUGCCCAGCCCCACAGAAUUGAGGAGGGCGCCUGAGUUUCUGGGUGAGAUGUCACCUCCCCUCCUGGGGGCUGGGGGCAUCACAGAGCCUCCAAGCCCCACCUCCUUCCCCCUGCUCGCUGUGUGAAGGGGGAGAACAGCCCACCUCGUGACCAGGGGCUGGCCCAGCUGCCCUAGCCCUGGAGGAGUGGGCGGGGCAGGGGAGCCCUAUAAUUGGAGGAGUCCGGGAUCCCUGAGUCCUACUCAGCCAGAGCGGAGGCGAAAGACUGGUUGCUCAGGAGUCGACUGACCUGCGCUAAAGAUGAAGGUUCUGUGGGCUGCGUUGGUGGUCACACUCCUGGCAGGAUGCCAGGCCCAUGUGCAGGAGGAGGUGAAGCUGGCACCGGAGCCAGAAUGGUGGCAGGUCAGCCAGCCCUGGCAGCAGGCGCUGGGCCGCUUCUGGGAUUACCUGCAGUGGGUGCAGACGAUGUCUAACAAGGUGCAGGAGGAACUGCUCAGCAACCAGGUCACCGAGGAACUGUCGAAGCUGAUGGAGGAGACCAUGGGGGAGGUGAAGACCUACAAGAAGGAGCUGGAGAUGCAGCUGGGCCCCAUGACCCAGGAGACGCGUGACCGCCUGUCCAAGGAGCUGCAGGCAGCGCAGGCCCGACUGCGGUCGGACAUGGAGGAAGUGCGCGCCCGCCUGACCCAGUACCGCAACGACGUGCACACCAUGAUGGGCCAGAACUCCGAGGACGUGCGGGCCCGCCUGGCCUCCCAGCUGCGCAAGCUGCGCAAACGGCUGCUCCGCGACGCCGACGACCUGCAGAAGCGCCUGGCUGUCUACCGAGUCGGGGCCCGCGAGGGUGCGGAGCGCGGCGUCGGCGUCCUCCGCGAUCACUUCUUGCCGCUGAUGGAGAAGGGCCGCGCGGGCGCCAUCAACGCCAGCCAGCCGCUGCGGGAGCGGGCGGAGGCCUGGAGCGAGCAGAUGCGCGGAAAGCUGGAGUCGAUGGGCAGCCGGGCCCGCGACCGCCUCGAUGACAUGCGCAACCAGAUGGAGGAGUUGCAGGCCAAGAUGCAGGAGCAGGCCGACCAGAUGCGCCGGCAGGCGGAGGCCUUCCAGGCCCAAUUCAAGGGCUGGUUCGGGCCCCUGGUGCAAGACAUGCAACGCCAGUGGGCCGGGCUGGUGGAGAAGAUGCAGUCGGCCUUGGGCGCCAGCCCCGCCCCCACCGCGGUGCCCAGCGAGAAUCAAUGAGUGCUGGCCACGCCUGGUGGACCCCACUCCGGCCACCCCCGUGCCCCUCCCCUCUCCCAGCCUGCAGGGGCCCUGUGCCUGCCCCCACGGCCCCCCUGGGGGGCCCUGGCUUAAUAAAGGUUCAGCAAACUUCACAGCA